Messenger RNA from Penicillium olsonii, 3294 nucleotides. NCBI's taxonomy places the organism in Eukaryota, Fungi, Ascomycota, Eurotiomycetes, Eurotiales, Aspergillaceae. The record is from the annotation of a GenBank genome assembly.
AUGUCUGACAAGGGCAAGGCCCCCAAGCGCGAGGAUGAGUCCUCUGGCUCUGGCAAUGAUGGCAAGAAGCUUCCCCCCAAGUUCGCAUCUUUACUGCUGGAGCAGAACCCCGCCCUGAAGCAAGAACUCGCCAACAUGGAUAAAGAUCAAGCGGCGGCCUUGCUGCACAAUAUGGAUUUGUCGCAGAUGCUCACCGGACUGUCAAUGGGUGGGAAGAACCAGAAGGACAUGGCCUCCUACAAAUUCUGGCAAACGCAGCCUGUCCCCGCUUUCAACGAUGCCGCGAAUAAGGAAAUUACCCAGGGACCGAUCAAGAUCAUCGACCCGGAGAAGGUCUCCAAGACGCCCGAUACGCUUAUCGAGGGAUUCGAGUGGUGCACUCUGGACCUGACAAAUGCGGAAGAGCUGAAGGAACUAUAUGAACUGUUGAACAACCACUACGUGGAGGAUGACAAUGCCAUGUUCCGGUUCAGCUAUUCAGAGUCCUUCCUCCACUGGGCCCUUAUGUCUCCCGGGUGGAAGAAGGAAUGGCACGUUGGUGUGCGGGCCACCAAGUCACGCAAGCUGGUCGCAUCCAUCUGCGGUGUGCCCACCGAGCUCCGUGUUCGCGGCGAGCGCAUCAAGGUUACCGAGAUUAACUUCCUUUGCAUUCACAAGAAACUUCGCUCCAAGCGUCUCACACCUGUAUUGAUCAAGGAAAUCACCCGUCGCUGCUACGUCAACGGAAUCUACCAGGCUAUCUAUACCGGCGGUGUCAUCCUCCCGACCCCCGUCAGCUCCUGCCGAUACUACCACCGCGCCCUGGACUGGCUCAAGCUCUACGAAGUUGGCUUCUCCCCUCUCCCCCACGGCUCCACCAAGGCCCGCAUGAUCACGAAAAAUCACCUUCCUACCGAGACUUUGACCCCCGGUCUUCGGCCUAUGGAGGCUAAGGACAUCGAUGCUGUGUUCGAUCUUCUGGAGCGGUAUAUGCGCCGGUUCGACAUGAACCAGGCCUUUACGCGCGAGGAAAUCGAUCACUGGUUGGUCUACAAGGAACAGCCCGGCAAGGAACAGGUCGUUUGGUCCUAUGUUGUUGAAGACCCUGAGACGCACAAGAUCACCGACUUUAUCUCCUUCUACAACCUCUCUUCCACUGUGAUCGACCAUGCAAAGCAUGAUGCCGUCCGUGCCGCGUACAUGUACUACUACGCCACCGAAACCGCGUUCUCCGACGAUAAGCAGGCGCUCAAGGACCGCCUGCAGCUUUUGACGAACGAUGCCUUGAUCUGUGCCAAGAAGGCUCGCUUCGAUGUCUUUAAUGCCCUGACCUCGCACGAUAACCCUCUCUUCCUCGAGCAGCUCAAGUUUGGUGCCGGUGAUGGCCAGCUGCACUUCUACCUCUACAACUACCGUGCUGCGCCCAUUGCAGGCGGCAUUAACGAGAAGAAUCUGCCCGACGAGUCCAAGAUGGGAGGUGAGCUAAGCUAUUUGCUAGCUGAGCGCUUCGCCACCAAGUGCUUCACGCCAUUGGAGCUCACUCAUUUCAAGGACAACUUUUUCUCCCGAGCCGCCGAGCAAGGCGGUUUGCGGUACUGGAAUGAAAAAACACUCUCCGAUUUCCUCGGCAUUCCAGAUGGCAUCCACUCGGAUUCAUCUUCUCAGGAGCAACCCUUGGAUGCGGGCCCUGUCAUCUUUCGCAUGGUGUCUUUCCUAGGAGCAUUUCCCUUUCAGAAUACUCUGGCACCGAGUGUUCUGACCUUUGAGGCCAUGGUCAAGGUGGUUGUGCUUCUGACCGAACGUUACGGGAAAGCCCUGAAACGUGGACACAAGGACCGAAUCAAGUUACUUUUUGGAAGUCUUGCGGACGUCGGAAGAAAGAUGCCUCCGCCAACUGAAUCCGAGGAAUCUGUGGCAAAGGAAGAAAUCGCUAGCCCAGGAAACUCACAUGCGCUAGGGUUCUCAAUAGAUGAACCCGCAAACGAUGAGUACGAUGAAGACGAGGAUGAUGAUCUUGCGCUUGCGGCCUUGGAAUCCCUCGAUGCCAUUGAAGUAUUCAAGCAUGACCAUCGAGUUGACAAGACGGUUUAUGAGACCCGAAUCUCCACUGACACCUUCCGGCGAUUGCUGAUGUUGCUUCUUGUCAUUGCGCCACUCAAGCCGCUGGAGUCGCUCAAAGUCUAUACGUCUGGUUUGGAUGCCGCGCGGAUGGAGGCAAUACGAAUUCAAGCAGACAGUAUCAUUGCUGCCUUCUCGCCCGAAGAGAGCGACGGUGGGAUUUCAUACAAAGCGUUUGCUCGGACGGUUUCGCUUUCUUUGCCAUAUCUGUUCGACCCACUCACUGCUCUUUUCGAGCAUAUGCUCUUCAGCAAAAACCUGGAUCUUUCCCAGCACCGCCAAAGCGACCCCGUGGUAGAGCCAGAGGCAGAGAAGACGGAAGAGCCUGUUCCACCACCGGCUUCAAUUAUGCUUCCAGGAAGCUUUGAAUCCACCAUACUGACUCCAACCCUAACAUCACAUCUCUCCCUCUUUCUUAAUUCAUCAUCCAAUCUGAAUCUCUUCCGCAGCGGCAUCAAGCUUCAUCCCGUCUUCUCCACAAGCGCCCACGGUUCCUCAUUGAGUUCUUUCUCCCACCACGUCCUCACCUGGCAAUCCGCAACCCUUCUCAUCCUCCAAGGGUCACCGAAAGAUUCAUCAAGCGAUGAACUAACAACCCUCGGUGCCUAUCUUCCCCAAAAUUGGAAAACAAACUCAACCCACAGUUCCUCAAACACAUCCGAUCUCCUCCCAUGUCUCUUCCAACUAUCCCCCAAACACACCCUUCUCCAAGGAAACCCCUCCCAGUCAGUAAAGAAACCUAAUACCCCGGCAGCCUACUUUUCAACAACCACCGGCAUCGCAAUUGGCUGCCAGAUCCCGGCGCCCUCGCGCACUCAACAGAAUCACCCUAAGCCCCUCGGUGCAGGAAGCUUGCUCAUCGACGGGAACCUUGAGACGGUCGAAUUCCACACUGCACCGGUUGGUCACGACGGCGUCUUCUUGCCCGCUAGUACCUCCCCGGACAAGCCGACGAAGACAACGAUCGAUCUGUACGCUCUGGAAAUAUGGGGCAUAGUCCCUGACCCCGAGGCUGGGGCCGAUCUCGGAUCCAGUGCGGUAGAGAUGCAGCGUGCGAAGUGGGAAUUCGAGGCUAGGGAAGCGGAACGUCGUCGUAAUAUCAACUUCGUGUCUUCGGGUGCUGACCAGUCGACGAAUGAGAAUGCAAGAUGGCUCUUGGAGGCGGCGGGGAUUAUUGGGGGAGGCCAGAGACAUUGA